AUGGCCACCAAAACCCCCAUCACAACCGACAAAGCCCCCAAGGCCCUCCCCGGCAUCUAUUCCCAAGCCAUUGUCUCCAACGGUGUCGUCUACUGCUCUGGCUCGGUAGCUAUGGACGCAGAAACCGGCAAGAUCAUUGAUGGCGAUAUCAAAGCGCACACGCAUCAAUGCAUCAAAAACCUCGGAAACGUUCUCGAAGCCGCCGGUAGCGAUCUCACCAAGGUCCUCAAGGUUACUGUGUUCUUGUCGAAUAUGGAUGACUUUGCCGAGAUGAAUUCCGUCUAUGUGCAGUACUGGGGGGAUGUUAAACCUUGUCGGACAUGCGUGGCGGUUAAGACUUUGCCCCUGAAUACGGAUAUUGAGAUUGAGUGUAUUGCUCAUCAGUAG
This is a messenger RNA of Aspergillus luchuensis, 387 nucleotides long. Its product is annotated as putative L-PSP endoribonuclease family protein Brt1. Lineage: Eukaryota; Fungi; Ascomycota; Eurotiomycetes; Eurotiales; Aspergillaceae. The record is from RefSeq and is a predicted model, not a curated record. Gene Ontology annotation, cellular component: mitochondrion; cytosol. Gene Ontology annotation, molecular function: deaminase activity. The transcript is spliced from 3 exons. Bases 1 to 387 code for a protein of 128 amino acids.